GUUGAUCCGGCUUUGAAAGAAAAAUUAAAACACAACACUGUGACACUGGAAUCUGAAUAUGAGAAGCUGGACAAGUCUGACUUGGAUAACUGGGAGAACAUCAGAGGACCCAGUCUGUGGGAAGAUUCCAGGACUGUUCAGAGACAACGACGGGAGGCUCUACGUCUCAAGACCGAGUGA
Molecule: messenger RNA, 180 nt
Organism: Apaloderma vittatum (bar-tailed trogon)
Lineage: Eukaryota; Metazoa; Chordata; Aves; Trogoniformes; Trogonidae
Product: cytochrome c oxidase assembly protein COX16 homolog, mitochondrial
Exons: 2
Biological process (GO): mitochondrial respiratory chain complex IV assembly
Cellular component (GO): mitochondrial inner membrane
Source: RefSeq, a predicted model, not a curated record